Molecule: messenger RNA, 1034 nt
Organism: Callorhinus ursinus (northern fur seal)
Lineage: Eukaryota; Metazoa; Chordata; Mammalia; Carnivora; Otariidae
Gene: AP4S1
Product: adaptor related protein complex 4 subunit sigma 1
Biological process (GO): protein transport
Source: RefSeq, a predicted model, not a curated record
GUCAAAAUGGCUGCCCCAAGGAAGCCCGCACCGCGCAGCUACUAAGGGUUGGGGAACAAGCUUCUGCGGGAAAGGGGGAGGGGGGCUCACGGAAGAGCCGUCGCCAGAACCGCAGGCAGGACUAUCGCCCCCAGAGCUGCACAGGUUCUCAUCACAGGCACCCUUUGACAUAACUUUUGAACUAUCUGGAAAAAUAUUGCCCAGAAAAAAAAUGAUAAAAUUUUUCCUCAUGGUGAAUAAACAAGGACAGACCCGACUUGCUAAAUACUAUGAACAUGUGGAGAUCAAUAAGCGUACAGUUCUGGAAACGGAAGUCAUAAAGAGCUGUCUCUCCCGAUCCAAUGAACAAUGUUCUUUCAUUGAAUUUAAGGAUUUUAAGCUGAUAUGUCGGCGGUAUGCAGCUCUCCUCAUUGUGGUUGGAGUUAAUGACACUGAGAAUGAGAUGGCCAUUUAUGAAUUCAUCCAUAACUUUGUGGAAGUGUUAGAUGAGUACUUCAGCCGAGUGAGUGAAUUAGAUAUAAUGUUUAAUUUGGAUAAAGUGCACAUCAUUUUGGAUGAGAUGGUGUUAAAUGGCUGCAUUGUGGAAACGAAUCGGGCAAGAAUUCUUGCCCCUCUACUCAUUCUCGAUAAAAUGUCAGAAAGCUGAAUGAUGGAAGGCUCUGCCAGACAACAUCAACCUGUAGAAGUGAGAAUACCAUGGAAUACCUCUCAACAUCUGUAGCCCAAAAAAUGUGGAAGACUGCACAUUGCAAAAUGGGGUGUCCUUCCAAAGACAUUUUAAAUAGGUGUUUUCCACAUUUCCUAAAUGGAAAACAAAGCUUUAUUUUUAAAUAUGGUAUUCAAAGAAAUAUUUUCUCUGAACUGCGAGACAGUUUUGUUUUCUAACCAUAAGCAUUUUUUCCCCACUUGUUCAAAUUUUGUUGAGUUCUGAAGGUAACUUUUGUUCUCUGCUUUCCUAUGCACAUUUAAUUCAGGAUUAGCAGCAUGGGAAGACCUGUGACAAUUAUCAGCCAAUAAAAUUUUAAACACACAUA